AUGACUUCCGCAUUGGCGACAAUGCCGACCGGCGAAUCCCAGCGCAAACGCCGAAGACCCCCAGUCUCGCCGCCUCCACCACGACGUGCGAGGCAUAAUCACCCUACUCCGACAAGUCUCACACAGGAAUCCGAUGAAGCUCAACCCCCUACCUCUACAUCUGAGGAUGUAAUAUGCCGUCUGACCAGGGUCCCGCAAAUCCCAAAUCAUACAUCGUCAUCUAUUGUGCAUCACUCGGCCAGUCCAUCUACUCCCGCCAGCCAGUCAUCAGCUCGCGAGAUCGAGGUAUUAAGAUCCAAGAUUAAGCAGCUCGAAGAUCAACUUGUCAAAGCUGAGCAGGCUUCUGCUCCAUCUAAUGUGGCGACUUCAAUCUGGGAUUCGAGAGCUAACUCUACCCAGAUCGCAGGCAUGUUCCAUGUGCGCCGCGAAGCUCCGUCCGAGGGCGAGGAGCCGACCAUGUCACGUUUUAUUGUACAUAAGACUCGCGUUUUGGGUCAGAGUCAUUGGAUCAAUGGCGUUGCCGAGUUUUUGGAUAUCCUGGAAUACCUCGAACCCACCCUUGCCAGUGGUAACUCGACUGCAUUGUUUGAUUUACAAAAGUGCAAGUAUAUAGGGAAGCUUAUGAAAGCUCAAAGAACACCACCGUGGCCGACAAUAGCAACCAAUGAACUGCCGCCGAAGGAACUGGCGGACCAGCUUGUUGAUAUCUAUCUACACGCUUUUGAAUCCAGGUACCGUGUUUUACACGUCCCGUCGUUCAAGAAAGAUUACGAAGCAUUAUGGGGCUCGGAUUCGCCGCCUGAUAUGGGAUUUAUCAUUCAGGUCAAGCUGAUCAUGGCGAUCGGCGCUGUGUUAUACGAUGAAAAUUAUUCUUUGCGGACCCAAUCUAAUCAUUGGGUCUACGAGGCACAAGCAUGGAUAUCAGAACCGGAUUUCAAAGCUCGACUCACUCUUCAGUUUAUUCAGACCUCUAUCCUGCUCCUAAUAGCUAGGGAAGCUGUCUGGGUUAACGGGGCAUUGAUCUGGAUCUCGGUCGGAGAAUUGCUUCGAACAGCAGUCUACAUGGGUCUGCAUCGAGAUCCUUCAUUUUUACCACAAAGAAACACCUUUGUAUCUGAGAUGCGCCGCAGGCUAUGGAACACGAUACUGGAACUUGCAGUGAAUACAAGUAUAGAUUCAGGUGGCCCUCCACUGUUACAUAUGGAUGACUAUGAUACGCAUCCGCCCGGCAACUUCGAUGACGAAGAUAUUACAGCUGAAGACCCGGCACCAAAACCAGAAGGAACCUUUACACAAAUGUCUAUUCCGAUAGCUCUUCGAAAGACUCUUGAUGCCCGACUCGCUAUUGUGGAGUCUUUGAAUGGAAUUGGCGUACAUUGUUCCUACGAAGAAGCUCUACGCCUAGAUACAGAGCUUCGCUCAUCCUACAAAGCAAUAUGUCGCACACUACAAGGAUACAGCUCUAACACCACAUCCGCACUGUCACCAUCAUCAUCCCCGUCUCAGUUUCAAAUCCGAGCACUCGACUUCUUAAUUCGCCGCUACCUCCUAGCUCUCCAUACUCCAUUCUUUCCUGCAUCUCUACACAAAACCUCAUACGCAUUUACCAGGAAGAUAGUCGUCGACACAGCACUUCAACUCUGGUGCCUCGUCAAUCCUUCCAAAGAUAUAAUGACCGUCCGACCGCAUUUCCCAAACCAAUCAUCUACGCCAGAUUAUCUCGCUCGACUAGCACUAUGUGGGUCUGGACCCCUUCGAACAACAACAACACAAGUCUGCUUCCUCAUGGCAGCUGAACUUAAACGCCAACUACAAGAAGAAGAUACCAUUGGGCCCGUACCUUUGCGACGAGAUCUUUUAUCUGUCGUCGAACAGUCCAUAGAGUGGACCUGGAAGUGUCUGGAAGCUGGCGAGACCAAUACAAAGGGGUUCCUGUUCUUAUCGUUAGUGAAUGCUCAGCUUCAUGGGCUUAUGCGUGGGAUUUCGGAAGAACAGUUCCCAGCUUUGUAUGUUGAGGCUGCGGAGAAGGCCCAGUCAAAGGCUGUAGCUCUGUUUGAGGAGAAAAUGAGCGGCCAUGAGAGGGAUAUCCAGGUGGAGUUGGCUGGGAUUAAUGACAUGGCGUGUGAAGAUUUACCGAAUCUACUAGGUGACUGGGACUUUAUGGUGAGAUUUACUAUGCCCUUUGAUUUUGGUUACCAUUGCUAA
Penicillium angulare is the source of this 2205-nucleotide messenger RNA. Its product is annotated as fungal specific transcription factor domain-containing protein. Lineage: Eukaryota; Fungi; Ascomycota; Eurotiomycetes; Eurotiales; Aspergillaceae. The coding region runs from base 1 to 2205 and encodes 734 amino acids. Gene Ontology annotation, biological process: regulation of transcription by RNA polymerase II; DNA-templated transcription. Gene Ontology annotation, cellular component: nucleus. The transcript is spliced from 3 exons. The record is from RefSeq and is a predicted model, not a curated record. Gene Ontology annotation, molecular function: zinc ion binding; DNA-binding transcription activator activity, RNA polymerase II-specific; RNA polymerase II cis-regulatory region sequence-specific DNA binding.